This is a messenger RNA of Haliotis rufescens (red abalone), 2259 nucleotides long. RefSeq names its product BTB/POZ domain-containing protein 6-like. The transcript is spliced from 4 exons. Gene Ontology annotation, molecular function: protein binding. Gene Ontology annotation, cellular component: cytosol. The record is from RefSeq and is a predicted model, not a curated record. Gene Ontology annotation, biological process: neurogenesis. NCBI's taxonomy places the organism in Eukaryota, Metazoa, Mollusca, Gastropoda, Lepetellida, Haliotidae. The coding region runs from base 232 to 1224 and encodes 330 amino acids.
AAGUACGUGAAUACACAAAUUGGGAUUGUAACAAAGUACCCACUCCAUACAUAUUUCCACAAGGCUAAACCCUGAGCGCGUUUAUGCGCGGAAACACGGCAUGUCAGUGUCACCUGUAUCGAUCAACGCACGUUAUGCAAAAAGGAAACACAAUUAGCGCUCCCUAACCAUAGCAGUGAGUAUUUCCCUGAAAUCUACUUUCGGUUCAACGGAAUAGCGGCUGCCACAAGUAUGGAUGGUGAUUUUGGGAUAACAGCUCAACGUGGGCAAGGAAGUAUCAGCAGAUCACAAAGAAAUGCAUGGGGAGGAAUCAUGGUUCCUGAAGAGGGGAUUACAUUCAAAGCCAGGCGUGAGGUGGGACACCAAAGAGGUACAACUGUUCACAACCCUGAGGACACAAUCAUCGGAUGUAACCGACGGAUGUUUAAGAAACAGCUUGCAUGUGAUGUCAAGUUUAAGGUCGGGCAGUCAAAGAGGCCGGUAGGUGCCCACAAGUAUGUGCUGAGUUCCAGGAGUGAUGUCUUCUUCACCAUGUUCAAUGGGUCAGUGCCCCAAGGUGCUGACGUGGAUGUUCCUGACAUAGAGCCGGGACCAUUCAAGACUUUCUUACGUUACCUGUACUGUGACGAGGUACUCAUUGACUCAGACAACGUACUCUCCGUCCUCUACUGCUGUAAGAAGUACAACGUCCAGUCUCUGCUGACCAAGUGCGUGGACUUUGUAAAGCAGACGAUGUCUGUCGACAAUGUGUGUUCUUUGUUGGAACAAGCUCACUUCUUUGACGAGCAGCAGUUGUACCAGAGUUGUCUCUCCUUCAUUCACCAACAGGGGGCUACUGUGUUGCAAACAGACGGAUUCCAUGAGCUCUCGCGGGCAUGCGUCUUAGAUGUCAUUUCCUCCGACUCUUUGGCCUGCCAGGAAAGAAUCGUCUUCGAGGCAAUGCUUCGCUGGGCAGAAGCGGAAUGUAAACGUCAAAGCAAGCAUGUACAAGAUUCUACUAUGAGGGUAGUUCUCGGGGAACUGGUGUUCCAGAUUCGCUUUGGGCUUCUCGACAUGUCAUUUUAUUCCACACAGGUGUCCACUCGCCAGAUACUUGAUGAUGCGGAAAAGCUGGAGCUUUUUCAGGCCAUAUCCGGCACUCCUGUGAGAGGGAUGAAGUUUAAUGGUAAACAGAGAAAUUGUUCCCAAACAUAUGCAUUUUGGCACCGAGAUGUGAGGUACUAAAACAAUUCAACUUCAUAUCAGUAUAUAAGAAAUAACUAAUGUCAUGGCUUUGUGGAGAUAACAUGUAAGUCACUGAUAACGGGACCAAUAACAAGGAAGAUUUUUAAUCCUUCGUUUAAUAUUAUUGCCAUCAAUACAAUAUCAAAAAUCAAUGUUAACAUACCUUUGAUGUUAACAAAAUAACAACAAAACUACAUUUGAACAAAAUAAUAAUUUCCCUCCAAAUUGCCAGUGGCAGUUAUAUUAUUAUGUACCCUCACUUGCGGAUAUAUGGCCUAAUAUUUAUCUGCCCUUGAUUCCCAUGCACUAAGCGGCAGAUUUUUCUGGCGAAUAUAACAUGAGGCGUUUACACGCUCCAGUCGCUUGCAACAAUUGCCAAAACCGUCAUAUGCUCUCUCGUCGCAUUAAUUUAUUCCUGAUAGAAAUGAAUAGCCCUUUUGCCUUAUAGAUUUGGUGAUUUUUUACGUGUUAAAAAGGAAUUGUUUUGUGCUGUAUAUACUAGUCUCUGGUUGAGAAACUAUCAGUGUGUAACAGCUUAUUGAAACAAAAUGUCCCAGUAUUCAACUAAUUCCAUGCCACUUCUACUGAAUGAAUGUAUUUUAAUGUAUUUUUCUUAACCAUGUUUUGUUUUCACUAUUAAUACACAUACACACAUUACUGUUCCAACUUCUAAAUUCCCCUCAAAGACAUAAACCUGUUCGAUCACAUGUAACUGUUAUUUAAAGUGAGUUUCCACCGCUUCUCAUCUUAUCCCUUCUCCUUGGUUGUUCGUGUGGAAGUUCACUGAUGCAAAAUACCUAUUCGGCGUCGCGAGUGGUAAAAAGUAAUGUUAUAUAAAACCUCUUGCCGCACUUAUUUCAAAAAUGUUUUCACGUAGGCAACAUUUCUUUACCUAAAAUUGUAAUCCUUUGCUAUUGGGUUCCAUUGUUCAUUGUCUCAUAGGCCUUUCAUGGCCUGAUGUUGUUUGUAUUUUAUGCAAGUUUUUUUUAUGUCUAAUGUGUACACAUACAACAUGUGACACAUAAAUAAAAUAUU